Messenger RNA from Topomyia yanbarensis, 7586 nucleotides. RefSeq names its product dedicator of cytokinesis protein 1 (gene mbc). Gene Ontology annotation, cellular component: plasma membrane; cytoplasm. The coding region runs from base 434 to 6721 and encodes 2095 amino acids. Gene Ontology annotation, biological process: cell migration; small GTPase-mediated signal transduction. NCBI's taxonomy places the organism in Eukaryota, Metazoa, Arthropoda, Insecta, Diptera, Culicidae. The transcript is spliced from 13 exons. Gene Ontology annotation, molecular function: guanyl-nucleotide exchange factor activity; small GTPase binding. The record is from RefSeq and is a predicted model, not a curated record.
AGUGUAAACAUUCGAUGUGUUGCUCUGGUAGCGUUCGGGUGUGUUUUCGCUGUCGAGCGUCGCGUUAGUAUUUUUUCUUGUUUUGCGGUGUUGUACCUACCCGCGCGUUCCGUGCCCCUUGUCGACUGUUUUCACUAUAGGCCGGGGCUCUGCUGACACCCCCACUCGUGUUUACGUGAAUCGGUCGGUGCUGUGUGUGUGUUUGUUUGUGUGUUGUGCGCUGCAUAAAGCACGGCUAUAGAGAAGCAGCGAAAAUGUGAAUAAGUAGAAGAAAAUACACUCAAAGGGAAGCGAAAAAAACCUUUCAAUAAAUUUAGAUUUUUUUUGCUCGCAUCGUUGCCUGGGUGCGUCGCAUGGAUGGGUUGAUGAUAAGAUUCUUUGACUCGUUUUAAGUGUUUUGGCAUUGGAAAAAAUUGCGUUAAAAUCAGCCAAAAUGACGGUGUGGAAAAGCGUUGGUGAUACAAAGAUGCUGGCAAUCGCGAAAGCAAACUACAAUGAGUCCGGCAAAGAGCACAGACUGGAACUGGACGUGGGCGACACGGUGGUCAUUCUACAGGAAGCGGCCAGUUGGUACUACGGAUAUAAUAAAAGCCGCUCGCACACCCGAGGCAUCUUUCCCAAGUGCUACGUCCACAUUGUGGACAGCCGGUCGGUCCGAUCGGUCAGCGGUGUCGGCGAACAGCUGGCAAUCGUGCGCAGUGAGAUCGUCGAGGAAAUCACAACCGUACUCCGGGAGUGGCAGCACCUAUACCGGCAGUUCUACCUACACACCCAUCCCGAUUUUAAGGCAAUCCGGCUGAAAAUGCUGGAGCUGAUUCGGUUGCGAUCGCAGCUCCUAUCCGGCAACCUGCCGGUCGAUGAGAUGAAGGACAUCAAAUUGAAGGCGACUUCGGAGAUUGACACCGGUAACAAAAUUCUCCGGUUGGACAUGGUAGUCCGGGAUGAUAGCGGCAACAUACUGAACAUUGAGCGAACCUCGACGACACAGCUGUACGAGCAUCAUUUGAAUGCGGUCGAUCGGAUUAAGCGAGCGAGUACAUCAAACAACAAAAACCGUAUCGUCGAAUCAAUGAAUCGUCACUCGCACAACCUGUUGCUCUCCGUGCACAAUUUCGUGUGUCGGUUGUGCGAGGAUACGGAGAUUCUGUUCACGCUAUACGACGGAGAUGAGAUGAAGGCAAUCACCGAGAACUACGUGGUCAAGUGGAGUCGCCAAGGGGUGGCAGCCGAUUUGGAUCAAUUCAACAACAUCAAAGUGCUGUUCACCGAUCUUAGCGGGAACGAUCUGAGCCGGAAUCGGAUCUUCUUGGUGGCCUACGUGGUUCGAGUUGGCGCCAUGGAUGGGAAGGAUACUGAUUCUCGUCGUAGCAGUAUGGCCAAUUCGGUCGGUAAUUCCAGUGGUGGGCGGGGUAAGGGUCAGCUAACAAAUCAGAUUAGUGCUCCGGCUAGUCCGGGAGUGGGUGUAACGGCGAAUUUGGGAGGGAACUCGGCGGUGCACGAUCAGCAAAUGAGAAGACCAUUUGGAGUCGCAACGUUGGACUUGAAACCGAUCAUAAAACGUUCGGAAGAUUUUAAGAGUGACACCCAACUGAAGAUGCCGUUUAUUGCGUGCGAGAAGGAAUCGCUGGAUAGCACGCUGCGGAAGCUGAUCACCAACAAGGAUCUAGGUGACAAAAGCGAUUCCGCGAUUUGGAUCAGCGUGGAUAUUUUACACGGUGAUAUCAAACAAGUCAAAGAGGAGUACCCGCAUCUGGUACUGGGGAAUGUGGCAUUCGCUCGGAAGAUGGGAUUUCCGGAAGUUAUCUUCCCAGGGGACGUUCGGAACGACCUCUACCUUACACUAGUCGCCGGAGAGUUCUCCAAGGGUUCAAAGAGCAGUGAUAAAAACAUUGAAGUUACAGCCGUGGUUUGUAACAAGGACGGAGUAGCCAUCCCCGGAGUGAUAAGUUGUGGUGGUGGGGGAUGUGCCCUGAACGAGUACAAAUCGGUGAUUUACUACCACGAGGAUAAACCCAAGUGGAACGAGACGUACAAAAUCGAUGUGCCAAUCGAGGAGUUCAAGCAGUGCCAUCUGCGGUUCACCUUCAAGCACCGCAGCUCCAAUGAGGCCAAGGACCGGACGGAAAAACCGUUCGGUUUGUCCUACGUGAAGCUCAUGAACGACGACGGAACGACGUUGCAACACAAGCGACAUCAGCUGCUCGUGUAUAAAAUCGAUCAUAAAAAGUUCGACCAGGAAACGCAGUACAACUAUCUGCAGCUUCCUACGCUGGCAGAUGAACUAGCCAAUAUUAGUGGCGGAAAACCCUCGGUGAGUGGGUUUAGUUUAGCGUCGAAAGAUAGCUUUACGAUUGAGACGAAUUUGUGUAGUACCAAGUUGACGCAGAAUGUGGACAUUCUGGGGUUGCUGAAUUGGUCUUCACGGAAAGAGAAAAUGGAGGAAUCGCUCAAUGCGUUGAUGAACGUGAAAGGCGAGGAAGUGGUGAAGUUCCUGCAGGAUAUCCUAGAUGCGCUGUUCAACAUUCUCGUGCUGAACGAAGAUCCACCAAAAUUCGAUAAUUUGGUUUUCAAGUGUUUACUACGGCUAAUCGAAAUCGUGUACGAUCUCAAGUACCAGCACUUCCAAUCGGUGCUUGAUCUUUACAUCAACGAGAGCUUUUCGGCUACUUUGGCAUACGAAAAACUUAUCAACGUGGUCCAGACGCACAUCAAGAAUGCGAUCAACAACGUUAGCUGUGAGCGAUCGAGCUCGCUAAGCAUUUACGCAGUAAACGAAAACGACGAAACACUAUUUCGGACGACAAAGUAUCUACAGUACAUCAUGAAGUUUAUCAUUCGAUCGAGGAUUUUGUUUGCCGAUCUGAACCAAGGCAAGGAUCGGGAACUAUUCGAAACGAUGCUGGAGGAUUUGCUGGAGUCAUUCACCGAACUAAUCAAAUAUCAGAAUGAUCUGCUGAAAUCGCAGGGAGCUCUGUUGAAGUAUCUGCACAUCAUAGCUUCGGAUCUGAUGCAAGUGUACGAUCCGAUCAAGCUAAGCAAACGAAUCGUGGAUAUUAUUUCGAAUGUUCCCACGGGUCGACUGAAUCAAUCCAAGAUGACAUGCAUCAAGGAUGUGGUGGACUCAAAGCUUUUCAAAUUACCCCAGUGUAGAGCCAUCCUACUGCCAAUGUUUUGCCGGCAGAUCAAGGACAAGCUAGAAAGCAAGGAGGAGGGCGACUUCAUGUUCGACAUCCGGCAGCAGGAGAAGAACCUGAUCAAGGCGGCCAAGGUGCUGGGGGAGAGCAAGUCACAGCUGCACACGCGCGAAACCACCGCCAAGACGAAGGUGGCCGAGUGCGUCAAUAUCAUGAAUAACAUGUUGGAGCUGUUAUUCCACAGCGAGGAGGAUAUCGGUUCCACCGAUAACGACGUCCGUGAGAUCAUGCAGAUACUGCUGAGAACGGUCAUUCAAAGCUCGAUCGCCAUGGACCGUGAUAAUCCGCUGGUCGGUAAUCUGGUCGCGAUUAUGCUUGGUAUCUUCCGUAGCAUGAAGGAGAAUCACUAUCAGGCGUACGUGCGAAGUUUUCUCACCAGUUACGAUCUGUUGGAUUUUCUGAUGGAGAUUCUGCUGGUGUUCAAAGAGUUGGUGUCCAAGCCGGUGUUUCCGGUGGACUGGUUGGACAUGAUCAUGCACCAGAAUACUGUGAUACUGGAGAGCUUACGGCAUUUUGCCGGCGUGAUUAUGGAGUGGUUCUUUUCGCCGUUCGAGAAGCAGGUUUGGUCGAAUUACUUCCAGUGCUCGAUCACAUUUCUGACGCAGCCGGCGCUGCAGUUGAACCUGUUCAGCAAGACGAAGCAGUCGCUGAUAUUGAGCAACUAUCGGGACAUUCGUAGGGAGACGGCGUUCGAGAUCAGAAAGAUGUGGUUCAACUUGGGGGAACAUAAGAUUAUUUUCGUACCGCAGCUGGUUGGUCCGAUCCUGGAGAUGAGCAUGAUUCCGGAAUUGGAGCUGAGGAAAGCUUCUAUUCCGAUCUUUUUCGACAUGAUGCAAUGCGAGUACUAUAGCUCGAAGUACGUGAUGGAAAGCUACGGGGAUACGAAACGGAACACGAGUCACAUAAAAGGAAAUUUCAACGAUUUCGAGAAGGAGAUCAUCGAGAAGCUUGAUCACUACAUAGAGGGAGGUUACGGAGACGCCGAAUACAAGGACCUGUUUUACGAAAUCAUGCACGAAUCGUGCAGCAAUCAUAACACGCUCCAGUCACCUGGAUUACAGUGCGUUAACGUGUUGACUCGGCUGAUGGAGAAACUGCUGGAAUAUCGGUGUCUAAUCCACGACGAAAGCAAGGAAAAUCGCAUGGCUUGCACGGUUAGUUUGCUGCAGUUCUAUUCCGAGGUGAAUCGCAAGGAAAUGUACAUUCGUUACGUGAACAAACUGUGCGACCUACACAUGGAGUUCGAUAACUUCACGGAAGCUGCCUACACUCUGAAACUGCACAGCAACGAACUAUGCUGGAACGAUUCUCCUUUGUCUGCCCUGCUGAAAUCCAGUCGACACCUGUCAUGCAGUACUCAUUGGGCCCUCAAGGAGAAACUGUACCGGGACAUUAUCGAUCUGUUUGAUCGAGGAAAAAUGUGGGAAUCGGCCAUUGAUAUGUGCAAGGAGCUGUCGCUGCAGUACGAAAACGAAAUCUACGACUAUCUAAGCCUUGCCGAGCUGUACAAAAAGAUGUCCCAGUUCUAUGAAAAGAUUCUACGGGAGAAACGCUAUGAAUCGAACUACUACAGGGUGGCAUUCUAUGGCUAUGGAUUCCCUCAGUUUUUACGCAAUCAGGAAUUCGUAUAUCGUGGCAACGAGUACGAAGACGCCGGUUCGUUCAACACCCGCAUUCUAAGUCAGCAUCCACGGGCGGAGUUGGUUCCAACCUUAAAUCCGGGCCAGGAAAUUCGACAAAGUGAUGGGCAGUUUAUUCAAAUCGUGAAGGUUGAUCCCGUUGGUCGUGAUCGUCGGCUGGGCAAGGACAAGAAAAAUAUUGCGUCGAACAUUGUGAAGUUCUACCAGUCAAACAAUGUGAGCGAAUUUCAGUUCUCUCGUCCGAUUCGGGACUCGUGCGGAGGGGGUGAUGAUAUCGCUAACACUUCGUACGAGCGAACAGUACUGCGUACGACCGAUGCGCUGCCGGGAAUUCUACGGUGGUUCCCGGUGAAGUCUUCCGAGACAUUCAUGAUAUCUCCCAUUGAAAUGGCGAUCGAAUCGGUAGAAGCGAAAAAUCGCAGCAUUCGAGAGCUGGUCCUGGAGCACCAGGCAGAUCCGAACAUUCCGAUUCACUCGCUGAGCGCCAUCAUCCACGGAGUUGUGGAUGCGGCAGUGAACGGUGGCAUUCCGAUCUAUGAGGAUGCAUUCCUGACGCCGGAAUAUGUGAUCCGAUACCCGGAGAACAAUAGAUUUGUAGCGCAGUUGAAGGAUUUGAUAGCGUCGCAAAUACCCCUGCUGGAGGUGGCCAUUCUGGUGCACAAGAUGAAGACUCCAGCUAGCCUGCUACCGUUCCACGAUCGGUUGGAGAAGUGCUUCGCGAGCAUUCAGUCCAGUGUGGAGGAGAAGUACGGCAAGCGCACGACCGACAUCAAGAUCGAUCGGGAGAGCGAAGUGACGUUGAGAAGGCAAAUCUCGGCGCUGCCGCAGGUUAGCAUCGACUCCAGUCGGCUGUCGGAAACCAGUAUUGGAUCAUCGGAUAGUGGGAUUUCUAAGAGCCAGAACAGUCGACCGACGACUACCAGUUCCGGAGGAUUCAAAUCGACCUUCACCAAUUUCGCAACGAACUUCAAUACCGCCAAUCUGACAAGCGACUUUUUCGAGUUCGAUCGGUUGAGCCUGUCCAGCGUCAAGCUAGGGACCAACUCCGGCAAGCUGAUCGCCAACAUUUCCACCAAGUUUGGCAGCAGAAUUCGACAAACAUCCCUCGGAAGUUCCCCCGGUUCGAAGAACAAGAAAGACAAAACGUUAACCAAGCGACGAUCGAGUCGAAAGAUGGAUCGCGACUCAUUGACGCUUCCGGUGUCGAACAGCUUGUUCUAUACGUCACCCAUCACGGUUGCCAGCGAGGUUGGCAGUAGCUGUAGCGAUCGUGACAGUGCCAUUUUCCAAAGUGGACCUCCCAGCAUAAGUACACCGGCCUGUUCGACGCCGACUGGUAGCCUGUGCGGAACCGGUUCGUUAUCGGUGGUGGAGCUAACCGAGGAGCUUCACCCGAAACGGCCGCUUCGUUCGGAGGUAGAAAAGGAGAAACGUUUGUCGCGACCACCGAGCGUCGUCACUCCGACGCUCAGCAUAAAAACUCUCACCAGCGGAGGUCCGGAUACUAACUCCAUCGGCUCGGCCGACAGUAGCAGCAAUCGCAAUUCGAUCAUAACCAACGGUUCCACUACAUCGGAGGAAGACCUAGUUCCACCGCCGCUACCGCUGAAAACCCGUGACAGCGAUUACAGCAAUCUACCGUUGAAUGAUAGCGCUCUGCACCGGCGGAUGUUGGGUGCGGCGAGUCACUACGUUAGCUGCAAACCGUUACCACCAGUUCCAACAGCAGGGGGCAGUACCGCCACCUCCACCACCACGGUCGUUAUCAACUCGUCGUAUGAUGUGGUCGAGACGAGAAACAACCAUGUAAUUGUGAUCGGUGCAUACGACGAGCGAAAGAGGCCACCGACACCUCCUCCGAAACCGGCGAGAAAUUCCAAGGUAUGAGCAAAACUGAAACGCCACUGUGCGGAAACUGAGAAUCAAAAUUUAUCAGUACAAAAGUACCCCCCGUUCGAACGGUUUAGUACAUAAAAGAUGGGAAACGAAUGUGUGCUAAGAUGGGAACGAUAGAUUUUUAGAUAGCGUAAUAUUUGUGUAUCGCGCAAAUUCCAAGUUUUAAACGUUUCGUUCCACGAUAGGUCGGCCUUCCGAGUUUUGAGCCGAACAAAGACAAAUAAGUAUUGCAAUUUACUUGAAAAUUAAAAUCGCAGAGCCAUUUAUUUUAUGUUUUAAACACAGCAUCUUUAUUAGGAGGGCGAAGCCGUUGUUUUCCUUGUUUUUAUUUUAAUCUCCAAAUCGUAGAACUUACGUUGGUGAUACCAACUUUAAUUUCUAGUUAAGCAGAUUUCGAUCAAAAUUUUCAAGAGAUUCUCAUUUCUCUACCAAUUGACAAACAACCAAAGACGAUAGGAUGGAACUUUUUUUACAGCCCUCUUCCAUUAUUACGUAAAUUAGGGUAGGUUAGGGAAUUAUAGUAGGUUAGAGUCAGAGCAGUAUGUGAACUAUUACAGCAACAGGGGAAAGGUAAUUGGUCCAAAUUUGAAGAAUUAUUUAUAGAACAAAUCUUUCGCUAGGAUAAGUUUUGUUGCAUAUCAGAAACAGAUUUUUCUACUUCGACGCAAACCUAGGUACGAUUAUUAGCUAGCUAGUUUAUAACUUAUUUCUUACCAUCGAUGGUGGUAAGCCUCCAUCAUUCGCGCAAUGUCCUAAGUUCUAUAUAUUAGCUGAUAAGGCAACUUUAGAAAGCACAAAUAUAAACAUACUGGUCGCAAUACGUACCGUGCUUAUCUAGCACGGACUUCAGAUUCAA